Molecule: messenger RNA, 1466 nt
Organism: Labrus mixtus (cuckoo wrasse)
Lineage: Eukaryota; Metazoa; Chordata; Actinopteri; Labriformes; Labridae
Exons: 6
Coding region: 89-949 (286 amino acids)
Source: RefSeq, a predicted model, not a curated record
CAGGAAGAACAUUUCUGUUAACCAACACUAAGGACAAAACAGUGAACCUGAAGUGUGCGUCUUCACAGUAAAAGGAUUAGAACAGAGGAUGGCUGAAAUCGUUCACACUGGGAUUAGACUGCUGCUGCUGCUGUUAAAUGUAUCUACAACAAGUGUUAGUGGAGAACAUGGCCUGACUUUUCCUGGACGCCGUUACAAGAUCAUAUAUCCAUGUGAACAAGAUGUGGUUUGCUUUCAUGUUUGGCAGUUCAGCUCAGAGGAAACACUUGAUUACAUCGCCAUAGUCAGUAAAGGAGAAAUCCAGACAGAUCCAACAUUAGAGGACAAGGACUCACAAUGCACUUUGCAGAUCAAUGAUCCCACAGCAGAGGAUGUUGGACGUCAUCACUGCAAACGAAGGCUGAGCGUCUUAUUUCCUUACACGACACUCUCAGCAGGCCCACAGGUAAACCUCACACCUGGUAAAGCAGCAUCCCUGCAGUGUAUCCUCCUCACUUACGUACAGCAGGGACACUGCUACACACAGCUGCUACAACAACAUGUCAGCCUGAUGUGGGUGGAUGAAGCCGGUGAUGAGAUACAAAGAGACUCACAGCACCAGAUAGAACAGGAGUCUGAAUGUGAUACAACCCUCACUGUCACUUUUCACAGUCCUGUAAAAAAGACGUUCAGGUGCCAGGCGACUGUGGGAGAUCAAUCCCUAACUUCAGUGGCGUUUCGUGUCAGAGUCCCAGAUCCUAAAGGAAAAGGAAGAGUAUACGUGAAAGACCUAGAACCUCAAAGUCCAGGCAGCAGCCAGGACACAGUCGGCCUCACUGUGGGGUUGGUUGGAUGUGCCGUUUUGUCAGUGCUUGUAGCAGUGUACGUUGUGCACAAAAGAAGAAGAAGCCAGCAGCUGCCUGAGGAGUCUUGUUACACAAACAAUGUAAGUACAUUUUACUUGAAAUAAAAACACAGAGCUAAAUAUCUUUAGUUUUUAACCAUUUAACGUGCAUUUGUUUGUGUGUUUUUUUUUUGUUAGGUAGUAAAUGAAGAUGAUGUGGUCUAUGCUGAAAUCACGCUUCCUGUUGGUUCUGAGAGAGUUUUUGUCCAUGAGUGUGAGUCCACUGAGUACGCUUGUGUCCAAUAUAAAUAGUUUGCUUUACCAAAUGAAAAUGACACUGUAAUGAUUUAGUUGUCCAUGUGCGCUCCAACCGUGUGCAAUGUUUUAUAUUAUUAAAUCCCCAUUCCUGUAGCUGUUGUUGAAACUUAAGGUCCUAACAGGUAUUAUGCUCUCUGACUUGUUUCUACCAUUUCACAUUUCAAACAAAAAUGUAUCAAGUGUUUUUAUAGUCUACCUCAGUCCAUUGUGUAUUUACUGAAUUCAGCAUUGAUGCUCAUUUAUGAUUUUUUUUUCAAACCUGUACAAUGUCUUAAGAUAUGCACUGCUUUCAUAAAAUAUAAUAAAGCAGAAGUUGUUGAGAGAA